ACAUGGGACAAGGGAGGAGUUGUGAUGACUUUAGUUGGUGCUUACACUCCAGCGCCCAACUGACUGUCAUUAUACAAGCUGGUGGGGGUUCUAGGAGACACUACAGAGCUGCCCCUUAAGUUCUGGGUAACAAUGAUGCCUCUUUUGUACAGAGGUCUGUUCCUCAUGUUACUGGUCUCGUCUACAAGCUGCGCCUCCAUCUGCUCUUCCCGAGGGGUGAGCUCCUGCCAGCAAUGCCUAGCUGUCAGCCCAAUAUGUGCAUGGUGUUCACAGGAGAACUAUGGACAAGGGGCUUCUCGCUGUGAUAUUAAGUCAGCUCUUGUAAGUCACGGUUGUCUCCUAGAAUACAUUGAAUACCCUGUCAGUGAAGUCAGCCUUACAGACAACCAGCCACUGAGUGACAAGGGGUCAGGUGGGGAAACCGAAAAGAUCACCCAGAUGACGCCACAGAAGCUAGAACUGUAUCUAAGACCAGAUGAUUCGAAGGUUUUCACAGUACAAGUGCGGCAAGUGGAGGACUACCCUGUUGACAUUUAUUACCUUAUGGACCUGUCUUACUCUAUGAAGGAUGACUUGGCGAAUAUCCAGACCCUGGGCACUAAACUGGCAGAAAGAAUGCGUAAAGUGACCAGCAAUCUACGUAUUGGUUUUGGAGCUUUUGUUGACAAGCCAAUGUCCCCUUACAUGUUCAUCUCUUCUCCAGAGGUUAUCACCAACCCAUGCAAAGACAUUUCCACUACCUGCUUGCCCACAUUUGGCUAUAAACAUGUUCUAGCCCUCACCGAUGAGGUGGAGAGAUUUAAUCAGGAAGUUGGAAAGCAGAAUGUAUCCCGAAACCGUGAUGCCCCUGAGGGUGGAUUUGAUGCUGUUAUGCAAGCUGCGGUGUGUGAUGAAAGAAUUGGCUGGAGGAACGAAUCUUCUCACCUACUGGUUUUUACCACAGAUGCCAGGACACACAUAGCUUUAGAUGGAAGACUUGCUGGCAUUGUUCAACCCAAUGACGGGCACUGUCAUUUAGGACAAGACAACCAUUACACGCUGUCUACCACCCUGGAUUACCCAUCUAUUGGCCUAAUGACAGAGAAACUCUCAGAGAAAAACAUUAAUCUUGUUUUUGCUGUCACAAACAGUGUACUGGAUCUCUACAGGAAAUACAGUGAACUGAUUCCAGGGGCCACAGUAGGCACAUUGUCUGCAGAUUCCGGCAACGUUAUCCAGCUCAUUGUGGAUUCAUAUGAGAAGAUUCGCUCCAAAAUAGAACUGGAAGUCCGUGAUCUCCCAGAAGAGCUGUCACUCUCAUUUAAUGCUACCUGCACCAACAAUGAAGUCACACCUGGCCUAAAGUCCUGCUCAGGUCUGAAGAUUGGGGACACGGUGAGUUUCUCCAUUGAAGCUAAACUGCGGGGCUGUCCCGAGGAAAGGGUGAAGACAUUCACCAUCAAACCUGUUGGAUUUAAGGACACUCUCACUGUGACCGUACACUUUGAAUGUGACUGUAAAUGUCAGAAGAAUGAUGAACCCAACAGUGUAACAUGUAACAAUGGCAAUGGGACCCUGAGUUGUGGGAUCUGCCAGUGUCACCCUGGAUGGCUGGGACCCCACUGUGAAUGCUCAGAGGAGGACUACAAUCCAACCCAACAAGACAGCUGUACCCAAAGUGAGAAGGGCAGUGUCUGUUCCCGAAGAGGGGAGUGCGUUUGUGGCCAGUGUGUGUGUUACAACAAUGACUUUGGAAAAGUGUGGGGGAAAUACUGUGAAUGCGAUGACUUCUCCUGCCUACGGUUCAAGGGUGAGAUGUGCUCAGGACAUGGACAGUGUAACUGUGGGGAUUGCAUUUGUGACUCUGACUGGACUGGAGACUACUGCAACUGUACCACCCGCACAGACAUGUGUAUGUCCAGCAGUGGGCUCCUGUGCAGCGGACGGGGUCAGUGUGUCUGCGGGAAGUGUGACUGCACCCAGCCUGGUUCAUAUGGAGACACCUGUGAAAAAUGUCCAACUUGUCCAGAUGCUUGCACCUUCAAGAAGGGUUGUGUGGAAUGCAAGAAGUUUGAGCGCGGUCCCUGGUUUGAAGAGGAAAAUUUGUGCAAGAGAAUUUGUCGUGACGAGAUUGUAUCUGUGUUAGAGCUAGUUGACAAUGGGAAGGAUGUUGUAAACUGCACCUAUAAGGACGAGAAUGACUGUGUGGUCAGGUUCCAAUACCACGAGGACUCCAGUGGGAAGUCUGUAUUGUACGUCAUACAUGAAGCAGAAUGUCCUCAGGGUCCUGACAUCCUUGUGGUCCUAAUGUCAGUCAUGGGAGCUAUUUUGCUUGUGGGACUAGUGGCACUGCUUAUUUGGAAGUUGCUUAUUACCAUCCAUGACCGGCGAGAAUUUGCCAAAUUUGAAGAAGAGCGGUCGAAGGCUAAGUGGGACACGGCACACAACCCACUGUACAAAGGCGCUACUUCAACCUUCACCAACAUAACAUAUCGUGGGAACUCGGAGUGAUCUAAGUCACUGAACGAGGACUAUUCCAACACCGGACAAGGGCCACCACUGUGAAGCCUCAAAUGUGGCCCUGCUACUGUGGAGAGUGACACCACCUUGUGCUCCUCAGCACUAGAAAGAAAAUUUUUUAACAAAAUUAGGAUAUACAUUGGGCAAUGGGGCUUUUUUGAAACUGUUACACCCCCGAAUGGACCAGAUUGUGUCCAUAGGUCAGAGUCCUUGGCUAGCUGACACAUUCUGGCUCUGAGCACUGAAACACUGAUAGACAAUUAUUUGCUCUAACCCAAUCAGAAGAUUAAAAUGUCUUUUUUACAGAAAUCCUACUGGUAUCUCAGGAAUGCCAACCCUGCAGCACACUGCAGACCCCUCCCAAACAGGAACAAACUUGCUUUUUUUCCAUCCAUAGGACGAAUGAGGCUCAUACAUUUCAUCAAAAUUGAUCUUUUUGCAAGUAAAUUUUGGGCUCUUUUUUAAGUUUGCAUUGAGAAUUGGAUUUCCUAUAUAUAUGGAACCUCUGGUAACAUUUAAGGUGAUUUCUGUGUAGCUAGUUGUAACAUUCUGCCUAUAUAUGGUGGAAAGACCACUGAGACAUUAGAGAAAGCGAACAAGAGCAAAUAUCCCAAGUCAAUUGGGGAAAAAUUCUUCUGACUACUUACAUAGACUACAGAUGCUCAAUUUUCUUAGUGUUAUAAGGUCUAUAGAUCUACUUUGCCUUCAGGGUUUUCUGUAACAAGCGAUAGCCAUUUUGCUGCAUAUACCAACUUAGCAUAUAGCGUGAGCUGCAGGGCACAUCUUUAGCUGAAAACUGUCUUCAACUUUGGAUGUAAAUCCAUGAUGUGUUAUGAACCAUUGUUUACAUGUCAAUGCUACAUAAAGAGAACCGCUAGUGUGAACUUAGCCUUCGUGAACAUCAUCUUAUGGUCAUUGUCACUGGGAUGACUGAUCCGCCCUGCCACUCAAAAACUCUGUACAAAUUUAUUGCUAUGUAGAUUAAUAGGUUUUAAACAAUGAUAAACUGUGAUCUGUGAAAAGCUGCUCAGGUUUUUCAUGCAUAUAAAGACUCUGUACAUUAUUAUAUGUCAAUACCUCCAGUCCUUACCAAUAGUUUCUAAUAGUGAAUAGAAAGCUGGACUACUGCAUGUUAUUUCCUGUCCUUGACUAUACUGCCAUCUGAUGGACAAUUUAUACAAUUGCAAAUACGUUUUCUUCCAUAUGUACUUCUCAAAAAAUAAAGGGAACACUUAAAGGGGUACUCUGGCGCUAAAACAUCUUAUCCUCUAUCCAAAGGAUAGGGGAUAAGAUGCCUGAUAGUGGGGGUCCCGCCGCUGGGGACCACCGUGAUCUUGCACGAAGUACCCCGCUAAAAUCAGUCCCCGGAGCAUGUUCGCUCCGGGUCUGAUUACUGUCGAUCACGGGGCCGGAGCAUUGUGACGUCACAGCCCCGCCUCCGUGUGCCGUCACGCUCCGCCCCCUCAAUGCAAGCCUAUGGGAGGGGGCGUGACAGCUACCUCCGCCUUUGUGCAAGGAAGAGCAGGAGGAGCACUGCCAGAGCCCUGCAAAAUGACCUCCAGCAGGCCACAAAUGUGCAUGUGUCCACUCAAACGGUCAGAAACGGACUCUAUGAGGGCCCGACAUCCAUAGGUGGGGGUUGAGCUUACAACACUGUGCAGAACGUUUGGCAUUUGCCAGAGAACAUCAAGAUUGGCAAAUUCACCACUGGCGCUCUGUGUUCUUCACAGAUGAAAGCAGGUUCACACUGAGCACAUGUGACAGACGUGACAGAGUCUGGAGACGCCGUGGAGAACGUUCUGCUGCCUGCAACAUCCUCCAGCAUGACCGGUUUGGCGGUGGGUCAGUAAUGGUCUGGGGUGGCAUUUCUUUGGGGGGGGGGGGGUGCACAGCCCUCCAUGUGCUUGCAAGAGGUAUCCUGACUGCCAUUAAGUACUGCAAUGAGAUCCUCAGACCUCUUGUGAGACCAUAUGCUGGUGCGGUUGGCCCUGGGUUCCUCCUAAUGCAAGACAAUGCUAGACCUCAUGUGGCUGGAGUGUGUCAGCAGUUCCUGCAAGAGGAAGGCAUUGAUGCUAUGGACUGGCCCGCCCGUUCCCCAGACCUGAAUCCGAUUGAGCACAUCUGGGACAUCAUGCCUUGCUCCAUCCACCAAUACCACGUUGCACCACAGACUGUCCAGGAGUAGGCGGAUGCUUUAGUCUAGUUCUGGGUGGACAUUCCUCAGGAGACCAUCCGCCACCUCAUCAUGCCCAGGCAUUGUAGGGAGGUCAUACGGGCACGUUGUAGGGAGGCCGCACACACUACUGAGCCUCAUUUUGACUUGUUUUAAGGACAUUACAUAAAGUUGGAUCAGCCUGUAGUGUGGUUUUCCACUGUGAUUUUGAGUGUGACUCCAUAUCCAGACCUCCAUGGGUUGAUAAAUUUGAUUUCCAUUGAUAAUUUUUGCGUGAUUUUGUUGUCAGCACAUUCAACUAUGUAAAGAUGAAAGUAUUUCAUACGAUUAGUUCAUUCAUUCAGAUCUAGGAUGUGUUAUCUUAGAGUUACCUUAAUUUUUUUUGAGCUGUGUAUUUGCAACAGGUUAUGACUUCACAUUAUAUGUGCUGUUAGGAUUUAGGUCUUCUGAAGGUAUAUACAGAGCUAAAGCACAUCAGUAUAUUUAGUCUGCAAUGCAGUGGAUAAGGCUAUAUUAUAUAAAGACGAUUAUAGCAUUGUCAACAGGGCAUCAAUAUAUGAACGGUUAUAGACCCACCCAUGUAAUAGCCCCAGAACUCCCUUUUGAACAAGGGGGUGCAAAUGGAUCACUGUGAUUUUUCUUUUGGACAAUCUGCAAUUCAGAGAUGGAUCACUAGAUACUCUUAAGGCUAUGUUCACAUGGCAGAAUUCUGCAGAAAUAUUCCCAUGAUUUCAAAAAUGUAGCAAAAAUCUACCACUUGUGAAUUUACACUAAGGAAGGUGUCACGCACAGGAUUUUAAUCUCCUGGAGUUUACUUUACAAUGUUUUUGACACUUUUUUUGCUGUGUGUAUAGGGGGGUUCCGCUACCAUAUUUUAUUUUAUGUUAUUGUGCACUGGGAUUUUUGCAUUUUGUUUGGGAGGUUUUAGCAGUUUUAACUUUUUGGGGGCUUAUUUUUUUUUUUUAGCCAUUUUCCAUAGGCUUUUGUGUAUGAAAGAAACAUGCAUGUAAAAAAUGUCAGUGUACAACAAAUGCUUUUAAGACAAGCAUGAAAAUUAUGGCGUUUCUUCAAAAGCCACCCAAAAAAGCAUGUGUCUAUAGUUUAUGUAUAAAAAGCACAGCUAUGAUUACGAACCUUUGAUAUUCGAAACGCAUCAGUGACUUAAUGUUUUUCACUUUAUUCAGAUUUACUACAAUUUUUGUUGCAUAGCUAAUAAACAUGUCUAAAGUGUUGAGCUUUGGAUCUGUUGCUCACAUACAACGCCUUUUGGUUUAUUUUAAUUUUUUUCUUAAAACGGCAUGUUCUGGGUAGGAAGUCUUUUUUAGUGUUUUACUCAUAAGCUUCUCUAUGGGACUUGAAAAACAUCAGAAAUUACACAUGAAAAGAAGAAUCUAGAACUUACACAGGGGCCAUUCCAUGGGUGCAGCUGCAGGCACUGGCAGAAUGGAAUUCCGCAUGGAGAUUCCGCAGCAGCAGAGUCCCAUUGAAUUUAAUGGGAUUCUGCCGCGCUGUGCACAUGGCGGAAUUUCCACGCCAGAUGUUUCCGAUUCCGUUGUUCUCAGAAAGAAUGGACAUGUCCAAUCUUUUUGCAGACAAUGCACAGAAUUGAGACGGUGCAUUCCUGAGCGGUCCUAGUGCCAGCAGUCUGCAGAAUAUCUGUGCGGACAUUCUGACAUGUGAACAUAGCUUUAGGGUAUUUUACCGACAUGCCUUAUCACAAUAUAUAUAUAUAUAUAUAUAUAUAUAAUAGUCCACACGACCAUAUGUUUCCCUGACUUCUCUUGGGCUAGCUACACACAAAUACAUGCAUUAAAGCUCAGUUUACAAUGCACAUGCCAUCAUUGUUGCAUAGUGGGUCAACCACCACCAACUCAACUGCGCAAUUUAUUUUAACACAAAAACAACGGAAAAACACUUAAUGUAGCGGUAAGUGAAAUGCUAUAGAGGAGAAGGAGAUGAGAUUUUCAUACGUUAUCGAGGAAGUUCACGGUACGUGUCUAUAUGCAGUUAUAUUAGGUGACGGUGAUAAUGAAUGGGAGAAAGGUUAAUUUGGCAUGACGGGAAGAGUUGCUAGGUACACAUGCACUCCCGAGCUUCCUCACCUCAUCUUAUCUAAUCUGGUAGCCGGAUCUCACAUACUUGUUUUUAAUCCACUGCAUGGGCUGUUAUAUAUUCAGGCUCACGUGGUGGAGCGUAGCCGCUGUGUGGGGGCUCAGCUAUUCACAUAAUGUGUAAUUCUAAUUUUUAGCUCGCAACCUCUCCGGUAGUAUCUACUAUUGAUAGUCACAACACUUUGCUAAUGUUAUUACAAAAAACACUUCAAGGUAAAAGAAUUAAAAUUUUUCAAAUUGAUUAGGGGGAAGGGGAUCUCUGCAACCCAAUCUGGGACCCCAAAAAUGUUACCAUGUGAUGACACUACUGUGUACAGGAUCUAUAUAAGUCUCAUAAAUAUUAAAGGGUCAUCCACAAUUUAUACAUAUUCAUUGUGCAAUGAAAAGUUCUGCAAAUUUCUGAUAAAGUUGCAGAAUUUCUCAUUAUAUUGAAGAUCUCUGCUUGCUGUCAGUGAACUAGCUAGAGGCUGAAAACCUAUAAAUGGCCUACUCUUCUCAGAUAAGGCUUUAAACCAUGUUCACACUGUGUUUGCAUCAUCUUUUGGAGAUAAAUUAUGGAAAUAUUCUCUGCAUAUACCUCUGAUAUAUGUCCUUACAUAACCAUACACUGGUACACCUACCCCAUAGUCUCCCAUUGUAAGGCUAUGCUUAGACCAGUAGGGGAAGAUUUAUCAAAACCUGUCCAAAGGAAAAUUGCUAACUUGUCCAUAGCAACCAAUCAGAUCGCUUUUGUCAU
Molecule: messenger RNA, 7519 nt
Organism: Hyla sarda
Lineage: Eukaryota; Metazoa; Chordata; Amphibia; Anura; Hylidae
Gene: ITGB3
Product: integrin subunit beta 3
Exons: 15
Coding region: 133-2490 (785 amino acids)
Biological process (GO): cell-matrix adhesion; integrin-mediated signaling pathway; cell migration
Cellular component (GO): cell surface; integrin complex; focal adhesion
Molecular function (GO): fibrinogen binding; fibronectin binding; integrin binding
Source: RefSeq, a predicted model, not a curated record